AAGAAAUCUUCUUUUUAUAAGUUAAAGAAAACAUAGGUGUCAAAGAAAAAAGAUAGAUAGGGUGCUUUCUUGGAAAUGCUUUUCAUGAUGUCGACGACCGUCGUGAAGAAAAAUAGUCGGUGACCUCAUGCUUUACUUAAGUUGUGGCGACCGGCAGCGAGAUAAUUGGAUCUUGAAUCGGCCGGUCAACGUCACGUCUUGUCUUAUCCUUCAUCUUCCUUAUUGAUGCCUCGGAAAUCCUAUCUGUGAGAUCAAGCAAGAAAAAUCGUGUUUUUCGUGUGAUAAUCCUGCGCCAACUAGUAGGAUAUCAAAGGAAAGAAUGUGAAAUAUCAAAUGGUUCGUUUGUUUCUUCAUUCAACGUGACCCAAAUCCUCGAACAUCGAAUCGAAGCUUCGUCUGAUCGUCUGUCUUGACGAUCAUCGCCUUUGUUUCCGACGGGAGUGCGCGUUUUAUUUAUAAGUCCGUCAAUUAGCUCCGUCCUUGAAAGACAUUAGAGUCGAUGAGCGGCCGGUCGACUCGGCCAACCACGCGACACGACGACUUCACCCUCCGCAUGUCGCACCGAGAAACGUUCCUUCUACCUGAUCGAAAAGCUUUCCCACGAGGCGUCACGGCUCGUCGAUCGAAACUAACGUUCGUUCCUGCGAGCUGACGGCCAACAUUGAAAGGGAAAGAAGGAGGGAAGGUACGACGAACGAAAGUGUGGAGUGAAGAUUAGAACUCGUUGAAGAGACUAACAAAAAAUUCACCUCGAAAUGACGACUAUGGGUGUAACGGUCUUCUGCAAUAGGGUUCAAAUAAAUGGAAACGAUCAGGAACAGCUGAUGCUACUUCGAACCCUUCAGGAUAACGAGAGCAAUAUACUCGGAAAUCAGCCUCAUCUAAUAGUUCCGAAGACUAAUAACAAUAAUAAUAAUAGUGGUAGUGGUAUGGCCACGCUUAACGUUUUACCCUCUUAUGAUUCAUCGAGGUUGAAAAAACAUGGAAAAAGUGGUCAACCACCUACAGUUGCCGUAGCUAGGAGAAAUGCCAGAGAAAGGAAUCGCGUGAAGCAAGUAAACAAUGGUUUCGCUACCCUGAGACAACACAUACCGAAUCAUAUCGCGGCGGGAUACGGCGACAGGGGUAAGAAAUUGUCCAAGGUCGAAACUCUUCGAAUGGCAGUUGAAUACAUUCGAGGUCUUCAGAGAUUACUCGCAGAAGCUGAUGGUGUCGAGUACGAUUCAAAUUCUGCUUUGGGAUCUCAAUGUGUUCCCUCGCCUACGAGCAGCGUCGUUUCCUCAAGUCACAAUGGUUCUGGUGAGAAACUCGCACUUGAGGACGACGUUGUUACGGUUGAAGACGGUGAAGAUGGUGAACAAUUGGACGAAGACGAGGAGAAUAGUAAAACCAAAAUGACACUUUCUAGACUAUCACCUAACCAAACGGCCAUGCCGUCGCCUCAUGACUAUUAUGCGUCUUCCGUGGGUGACGAAGAGAACCUGGAACCUCGAGGUCUCUCGUCGAACGGUCCUCAAAAUUUCUCGCGACUUUCCCCUAAUUCCGUGGCCUCACCACCUUCUGAGUAUUAUGGACAAAACGAGGAAAAUUUGGAACCUAGAAUUCUCUCCCCUUACAGCGGUGCUGGCGAUAGCGAGGAAGGUGCUACGACCGUUUACGCGGCUAGUCCGGAAGCUUUCUCGGGGGCCCUUUAUUAUAAACAGGAGAUCGCUGAGACCGGCGAAUUUAUGGACGUUGUCAGUUGGUGGGAACAGGAACAGGGUCGACUGGUGCAUCAUACUCAACAACACACUCAGAGGUUGGCACAUGUGUAACUCGUAAGAUUACUUUAGUGACAAUUAGUAAGAAGAAUACUGAACGUGCAGCAAUCUAAAUCUACUGAUCUCACGAACCCGAAAAAAGGAGAAAUCGCCGUACGAUUAAAUCUCCAUCGGAAUAAUAUUAGUACUUAUCGCCUAAAGUACUUUCAUUCUCGACCACUGCCUAAACAGUCUUUCUUACUCGAUUUUUCUUAUUUUCUUAAAAAAAAAAAAAAUGAUCCUUGCGGUAAUGCAUUACCAAUAGAAUUAUAUCUUAACAUAAACAGAGAAUAUAGUGAAAAAAUUAAUUAUAAUCAUAGUUCAAAACGAUCAAAUUUGAACAAAAUUAUUCUUAAUAUAAUAUUGAGAGACAGAUUUUUUCCUACACACACUUUUCACACGUAUACACACGUAAACGCUUGUUAUUGAAGAUAUUUUAUAAAAACAUAAACUAUGUAAGCAUUUAAAUAUUUAUAACGAUGAUAAAGGGUGCCUUAAAAGUAUGAGUAACAUUCUAAAACGAUCAUAAUGAUCCAAUGGACCAAUGAUAUUUAAAUAAUUAAAAUAUAUUAUCGAUUAAUUUCGAUUGUGUUGCCAAGUUUUUCUAAUGAAGUCAUUAAAAUAUUCGUCUUUUUAACAAAUAUAUGUACAUUAAAUGUUUCUCGUUUGCCACAUAAGACUCUCAUCGAAGAGAUUCUGCUUUUAUUAAUCUAUUAUGCUGUUAUAUUGUGAGAAAGACGAUAUACAGGUUGUUUCGUUAAUGCUAAUAAAAUUGAGA
Vespa mandarinia (Asian giant hornet) is the source of this 2577-nucleotide messenger RNA. RefSeq lists its product as uncharacterized. Gene Ontology annotation, molecular function: DNA-binding transcription factor activity, RNA polymerase II-specific; protein dimerization activity; RNA polymerase II transcription regulatory region sequence-specific DNA binding. Lineage: Eukaryota; Metazoa; Arthropoda; Insecta; Hymenoptera; Vespidae. Gene Ontology annotation, cellular component: RNA polymerase II transcription regulator complex. Gene Ontology annotation, biological process: positive regulation of transcription by RNA polymerase II. The record is from RefSeq and is a predicted model, not a curated record.